AAUACUUUAAAAUGCCUGAAAACGACGUAGUAAAAGGGUUCGGUUUCUCUUUUGGGCUAUUUUCAUCUCCAUUGACAAACUCGCCCCCACCACCAACUCGUUCGACUCACAACUCACUCUCUCUCAGGCCGCCAUGGACGACCUUCCUCUACAGAAGAUAGCAAUAUCAGGGCCAACCCUCGCUUCUCUCAUCCAACGUUUCUCAUUCUCCCCAGGCGCCGUCGACGGCCUCUUAUUCGGCCACGUCAAUCACAUCACUCCCUCCAAUCUCUCCGACGACUUCCCCUCCACCACUCCGACCUCCGAUUCCUCUCCUUUUGUCGCCACCGUCACCGGUUUCAUCUGCUCCGGUACCAUCAAUAGUUUCUACGACUCUGCCGGCAGAAUCGACUCGCAGGCUCUCAAUCGCCUACUCGCCGGUUCAGAUCAACAUCGCACGCUCAUUGGUUGGUUCUCCGGUCGCAGAAAAACCCAGCUCCGACCUUCUAUCCGUGAAUUCUCAGUCAUGGCUUCUCUCUCCUCAAAGACCGAUCUCUCUAUCCCCGUCGUAGACGCUCCGAUCGCCACCAAUCUCGCCUCAUGUGUCUUCAUCCUCUUUGGUUCUCCGCUUCUGGACCAACCCAUUCAUACCCACGAGUACAGGGCUUACCAGUUCCGGACCUCAGCCCAGUCGUUUGAGCCCAAAUCGAUCGACAUUGUUAACAUUGGACCUGCGUUUCGAGGCAAUUACGGUUCGUUCAGCCCCAACUCGCCGUUGCCUCUCUUACCCUGCGAGCUGAGGACUUCGCCUAUGAGGGAGGACAGGCACGAUGAGACUUUAGGACAGAGAAAACAGGUGUCGAAGAUUCAGAGGGAAUUGGAUAUGUGCACCGAGGGUUUGGAGGUUGGGGAACUGAGUAGGCUUAUGGGGUCGCAAGCCGUGAAUUAUACUAAUGGCGUUGAGGACGUGUACGAGAAAAUGCUUGCAAAAAUUGAGAAUUUGGCGAGGCUUGUGGAGAAGAGCUCGGCUAAGGUUCUUGAACAGGAAAAUCUCAAUAGGAAGUUAAAGUCCAAAAUUGCUAGGUUUCCUGGAUUGGAAUAGGUGAUUGGCUCUUACUUGAGGCGUUCUUUUGGUUUUAUCAGCAUACGAUGGUGAGAGUGUGUUUGAACAAAUUUCUUCCAUUAUCUAAAAGCAUUAUGGUUCCAUCGACAAUUAUCAUAUUAAUCAGUGUUGUGAGGCUCUGGAAGAGAGGUAGUCCGGAGAUGGUCAGAGUUUGUAAGAGUCGUAGUUCAGGCUCAGCGGGGGUCUAAAUCUACUCCCACAGAAGCCAGUGCAGGAGAGAGCAUACAUCUAAGUAUAAUCAUCCACUUCUGACUGAUUUUUUGGGUUGUGUUGUAUAUAUAACUCUGUUUCUUGGGCAAGGGUGCGUGGACAUGGAGGGAUACAAACAAAAGAGUUUCACAGGAGAGUGAAGGGAAUGGAUUUUAAAAGUUACCGUAUUUGUAUGAUCUGGGAAUUACCUCUAAGUAAGGCCAAUAGUUGCAUCUAUAAAUUAGUCAUCUCCAUUGUCUAUAGGCUAUCUUGAGAACACAUUAACCCUGAGUGUCUCACACCCCUUUCCCAUGAAAACUCUCUUUACAUAUAUCUUGUUUCUUGCCACGCAUUACUGUUUGAGCUCAUCAUCUUAAUUCUCUCUGGUUUUUCCCUGUAAGAAAUGUAUUGUGGUUGAAUUUCAUGUCUUAACAUUGAUGCCACCUCUGCAUAUUGAAAUAUAUAUUAUCAAUCACAUUUUGACUCUGUAAACCUAACACUACAUUCUUUUAUCUGUUACUUUUGUUUCAAAGGCUUUUUCUUCCUAAAUUCUUUUCUUCAUCCCUCUCUUCAUUAGUGUCUUUCAACAAUUCCCUCACUUCCAUAUAACAUAUAUUCUUUAUAUUUGCUUCCUCCAAGUUUUAUAGUC
Molecule: messenger RNA, 1940 nt
Organism: Humulus lupulus (European hop)
Lineage: Eukaryota; Viridiplantae; Streptophyta; Magnoliopsida; Rosales; Cannabaceae
Exons: 3
Coding region: 134-1081 (315 amino acids)
Cellular component (GO): nucleus
Molecular function (GO): polyubiquitin modification-dependent protein binding
Source: RefSeq, a predicted model, not a curated record